Messenger RNA from Toxorhynchites rutilus septentrionalis, 2073 nucleotides. It is a transcript of the gene Sply, whose product is annotated as sphingosine-1-phosphate lyase. Gene Ontology annotation, biological process: carboxylic acid metabolic process; sphingolipid catabolic process. Gene Ontology annotation, molecular function: sphinganine-1-phosphate aldolase activity; pyridoxal phosphate binding. The transcript is spliced from 6 exons. Gene Ontology annotation, cellular component: endoplasmic reticulum. The record is from RefSeq and is a predicted model, not a curated record. The coding region runs from base 283 to 1899 and encodes 538 amino acids. Lineage: Eukaryota; Metazoa; Arthropoda; Insecta; Diptera; Culicidae.
GGCAUCCCUAAUUCCACAUUCAUUUUUCACUUGUUGUUCAGUGUCGGUAUAAUUGGUUCGCACAGCUGUUUGAGCAAUUUUGUUUAUCUUUGCAUACUAGAAUAAAAUACGUGCAAAAUCUCGAUUGUAUAGAACCCAUAAAUGGUGGAAUAUCUAUCUCCCCGUAAAGACCAGUUGAGCAGAGCAACACAAAACUACACUUUUCUUUGUACCCCCCUCAAACAAGCAUUCAUUAUUUAAAAGAUUCAAACGCAUCGUCUAAUCAUAAGAAUCGAGGAAAAUAUGCUUAGAUCGCAACUGCAAUUCAUCACGGGACCUGUGGAUCGGGCACUAGCUGGCAAAGCACCCUGGCAGAUUGUGGCACUCACGACGACAACAGUCCUUGGGGCUAUUUGGCUGUGGGAACUUCUUAAUGAGGAUGAAAGUCUGUAUUCACGAAUUCGGCGUAAGUGCUUCAAGUUGGCCCGUAAGAUUCCCGCUGUACAACGAAAGAUCGAUGCGGAAAUAGCCAAAAUCAAUGAAGGCUUCGUGAAAGAUGCCUCUCAAUACGGCGAAUUUGUCACUAUUUUGCCUCAAGAUGGAAUAGCGGAAGAUAGGAUUCUCCAAAAGGUCGAUGAAUAUCUGUCUCUCGGUCACUACAAGUGGAAAGAGGGAUUCAUAUCGGGGGCGGUGUACUAUUACGAUCCUCGCCUGGUAAAACUGGUGACCGAAGUGUAUGGGAAAGCAUCCUAUACGAACCCUUUACACGUUGAUGUGUUUCCCGGAAUAUGUAAAAUGGAAGCGGAAGUGAUACGCAUGGCAGCAACGCUGUUCAAGGGUGGUUCCAACGCAUGUGGUACGAUGACUACCGGGGGGACGGAGUCCAUCAUGAUGGCGUGCAAGGCGUAUCGGGAUUAUGGUCAUGAGGUCAAGGGUAUUACGAAACCAAACAUCGUCCUCCCGGUGACUGCCCACACAGCCUUCGACAAGUCGGCCAAAUAUUUUGGAAUGUACACCAAAACUGUACCGGUUAAUCCCGAAAGCACAGAGGUAGAUAUUGGCGCCAUGGAGCGUGCAAUCAAUAGGAAUACGGUGAUGUUAGUUGGAUCCGCUCCGAAUUUUCCGUACGGAACGAUGGAUGACAUCGAAGCAAUCGCCAGGCUGGGCAAGAAGUACAACAUUCCGGUGCACGUGGACGCUUGUUUGGGUGGUUUCCUAAUUGUGUUCAUGAAACGAGCCGGCUACUACGUGAAGCCAUUUGAUUUCAGCGUGGACGGAGUGACGAGCAUCUCAGCGGAUACGCACAAGUACGGUUUUACCCCGAAAGGUUCUUCCAUCAUUCUGUACUCGGACAAAGUGUAUCGACACUAUCAAUACACUGUCACAACAGAAUGGCCUGGAGGUGUUUAUGGUUCACCAACUGUGAAUGGAUCACGGGCAGGGGGCGUCAUCGCCGCAACAUGGGCCACAAUGCUGAACUUCGGAAUCGAUGGCUACGUGGAGUCUACCAAACGUAUCAUUGACACAGCCCGCUAUAUAGAGACUCAUCUUCGUAAAAUUGAUCACAUCUACAUCUUCGGAACUCCGGCGACUAGCGUGAUAGCGAUUGGCUCGAAAAAGUUCGAUAUUUUCCGCCUGUCAGCGGAGUUGAGUACGUUAGGCUGGAACCUAAACUCGCUACAAUUCCCAUCCGGAAUUCAUCUAUGCGUCACACAUAUGCAUACCCCCGAUGGGAUAGCGGAUAAAUUCAUAAACGACGUUCGCUCAAAGGUGGCGCUAAUCAUGAAAAAUCCCGAAACACCGGUAGAGGGCAGAAUGGCGAUCUACGGUGUGGCCCAAGCGGUACCCGACCGGGAGCUGAUAGGAAACUUUACGAAAUGCUUUAUUGACUCAAUGUACUUUACUCAGGAGACCAAGUGAGCGGUUAAACGGUUCUGUGAUGUAUAGGUGAAGAUGAAUGUGAGAUGUCGUAUAUUACGACGAAACUAUUUAAGAAACGUUGACGCCAAAAAGAAUACUUUUAUGCGAAUUAUUGUAGGUGUUAGCUCUGGGACUUGAAUAAAGCUAUGAUGUGGGUAUUGUUUGUAGGAUGAA